AUGACGGCUGGCGGUGUGGGCUUGGCGGCCCUGCUGCACGGCGGCAGCGGCCACGGCAUAGCUGCGGCAGCUGCGGCGGCGGCCGCGGCGGGGAUCGCAGCGGCGGCAGCAGCAGAGGCGUGGGUGGCCCCGGGCCGCCACCGCAACCCGUUUGUGGCGAGCGCGCGUGAGGCGGCGGCGCCCGGGACCUCGGGCAUCUGCCCACUCGGCUAUGGAGUAGGGGACGAUCCGAAGCACCUCUACAAA
This is a messenger RNA of Monoraphidium neglectum, 246 nucleotides long. RefSeq lists its product as hypothetical. The record is from RefSeq and is a predicted model, not a curated record. The transcript has a single exon. Lineage: Eukaryota; Viridiplantae; Chlorophyta; Chlorophyceae; Sphaeropleales; Selenastraceae. The annotation marks the transcript as partial.